GCGAAUGGUGUCUGAGAAAUCUCUCUGAUACAGAGUAGGCCGAGAGAGAGAGAGAGAGAGAGAGAGAGAGAGAGAUUUGCUCCAAAUCUUCUUAUUUUUUGUGUAAAAUAAAUAUUUGUUUUUGAUAUAUAUAUAUAUAUAUUUUUUUUUUUUCGUUUUGAAUAAAAAGCAAAGUGAAAAAAACAUUGUGGUAGCUGGAACUUCGAAUCCUUUUGCGAAGUUCGUGUGUGCGGCUCUGCCUUAGUCUUUGUGCGAAACUGACUGGAAUAAUUGGAUUCUCAGCAAGUUCGAAGAGAAGAUGUCGGGUCGAGGAGGGGGAGGAAGAGGAGGAAGGGAUCGGUAUCGGAGGGAUUACCAUCCUAGAUAUGAGGAUAAGAGCAGCAGCCAUUCUGGGUCUGGACGUUAUAACAGCAACAGUCGCAAAAUUGCACCACCAUCCAGACACUUGUGGGUUGGGAAUCUUUCUCACAGUUUAUCGGAGGAUGAACUCACUCAUCAUUUCUUGUACUUUGGAGACCUCGAAAACGUCGCAUUUCAGCCUGGUCGUAGCUAUGCUUUCCUUAACUUCUGCAGCGAAGAUGAUGCAAUUGCCGCCCUGAAGUCCCUUCAAGGUUUUCCUGUUGCAGGCAACCCGCUCAGGAUUGAGUUUGCCAAGGCGGAUAAAUCUUCAGCAUCAUCACAUGAGGAAGAUUAUUCUCAAUAUGAAAAUGAUCAAUACUCAGAUUUAAGAGAAUCUCCUUUCUUGCAAAGGGAGUUUAGAGACCGGCGUACUAGUCCUGAACAAUUUUAUCCUGAGAAAUCUAGUAUGAGUCAUAAGAAUGCUGAGCCUAGUGCAGUUUUAUGGAUAGGUUUUCCAGCUUCAUUGAAGGUGGAUGAAAUUAUUUUAAGGAAGGCUUUCUUACCUUUUGGUGAGAUAGAGAAAAUCACUGCAUUUCCAGGCCGUAGUUAUGCCUUUGUUCAGUUCAGAAGUGUAACUUCAGCUUGCAGGGCUAAAGAUGCUUUACAGGGGAAAUUAUUUGGAAACCCUCGUGUACAUAUUUGUUUUGCAAAGAGUGAAUCUGGCUCAUCUAAUGUGGGAAGGAACUCAAUUAAUGCGCCUUCAUCUCCCCAUUUAAGAUUGAAUAGUCGCCUGGGAUCUUCUGAGAACUUUUGGCAGGAUAGGAAGUUUGGGAGCUUAACAGGAGAUCCCAGCACUAAAUCUCAAAUUUUCUCAGAUUUGGAUUCUGGUGAUUCUGAUUCCUACAGCACGAAUAGGAAGACUGCUUUAUGGUCAAGUGGAAUUAACUCUUUUGAGAAGAGGAGGUUUGGAGAAGUUGGUCCAGAACUAGGAGUUUCACCAGAUAGGUAUGAAUAUCAGAGUAGUCCUACAAGAGAGAAAUAUGGUCAUUUACAUGAUAUUUCUCGGAGGCUUCCUCAGACAAGUAUAUUAUAUGAAGAACCGUGGGACUUGCCAGAAGAUGCCCGUUUUUGUCAUGGAGCUAAGAAAUUAAAGAUUUCCUCUUUUCCUCUAGAGAAAGAGCUUCCAGAUUAUCCUUUUUCUGAUUCUGAACAAGAGAAACAUGUUUUUCCUAGAUCAUACUCUGAUUAUCCUCAAGCUGACCACUUUGAUAGAAAAUUUGAUGCUGGACCUUUGGCUUACAAGCGGAUCCAUGAUUACCCGAUGAAUUUGUCACUUCCUCAGGAAGAAAGGAGUGAUCAGUGGAAAGAAUCUUAUGAUAGUCUUCAGUUAGGAUCUGCAUCUCUGUUAUCAAAUCCUGUUGAUAGGAAACGAUUGACACCUGAAUCAGAUCGUUCUUCUUUGAAUGAAUGGAAAUGGGAAGGUACCAUUGCCAAGGGAGGAACUCCUGUUUGUCGUGCUCGUUGCUUUCCUGUUGGGAAAAUCCUUGACGUCAUGUUACCUGAAUUUUUAGAUUGCACUGCGAGGACUGGUCUGGACAUGCUUUCAAAGCAUUACUACCAAGCAGCAAGUGCUUCGGUGGUCUUUUUUGUCCCUGAAAGUGAUGCCGAUAUUGGAUUUUACAAUGAGUUUAUGAAUUACCUGGGGGAGAAAGAGCGAGCUGCAGUUGCCAAGUUAGAUGAAAAGACGACCUUGUUUCUUGUGCCUCCGUCAGACUUCUCUCAGAAAGUACUGAAAGUACCUGGGAAACUGAGCAUAUCUGGGGUUAUUUUGAGGUUAGAGCAUCCUAGUUCCAAUAUUGGUUCUAUUCACCCUGAGCAAGAACGAAGAGAUACAAACUUGUUAUCCUUUCCUGGGAAUACUUCGACAUCUUUUCCUGAUUCAAGUAGAUCAGGAGUCAGCAAUCUAUCUUUUUCAGGGAAUGUAAUUUCAUCAGCUCCAACUGCAUCUUUCUCAGGCUCAGGUCAUGCUGUUAGUAGUAGAUCGGACCCUAGAGAGGACAGGCAUGAAUAUCAUCCACUCCAUGGAAAUCCUAGGUCAGGACCAAACUGGUCUUCUCAACAAAUGCAGGACUCGGUUCCAGGCUCUAGAAUCACACCAUCACAAGUGUCCCAUAGUCGUAUUGAUCCUAGGAUUCAGGAUCAUCCUUUGGUUGUGACAAGGGCAAUGCAAGAAACAGGACCUGCUAAUUCUACAUAUGGAACUUCUGGUAUUCCAUCAUCCGGAAAUAGCAAGUCAUCUUUGCAGGAAAUGCAAUCAGGAGUUUCUUUAUCCAUGCCUAAUGCAUCUCUGCAGUCACAACAACUUGCGCAGUUGGCAUCCUCUCUCCUUGGGCAGCAGAGGCACUCGGGAAGCAAUGCUAGUGCAUCUGGAGGGAAUGAUUUUCGGCAGAUUAAUGCAAUGAUUGAAUCAGAAAACAUGUUUGGAGCAUCUCAGAAAUAUACUUCAGAUGGUAAUUCUCAGUUUGGUCAAGUUAAAUUGCCACAGCAAUCACUGCAACAGACAUCAAAUGUUUCUCCAGCGCCUCACUUGAUUGAAAGAGAGCUCAAGACAGGAGCACAGGGAAAUCAACAACUUCAGAAUCCGAGCUCACAAGAAGAAGCUGAAGCAGAUCCACAGAAGCGCCUGCAAGCAACAUUACAGCUAGCAGCAGCUCUUCUUCAACAAAUCCAACAAGGGAAAGGAAAUUGAGCAGCAAUGGUGGUCUUCAUCAUCUUUUUGUGCGAGAAUGUCGACUGUUAACAGGGCUGGCCCAACUUGGUUUGCGGCCUAAUGUGAGGAAUAAAAAUGGUACCUUUUAAUUACAUUGUAUUUUUCUAAUAUUAAUUAGUCUGUGUUAACAGCAUUUAUUUUUUCUUGUAAGCUUUGAAUAUAGUGGGAAUGUUUGGCAUGAAUGUAUUCGUGGUUUUCAUACUUCUUUUCGAA
This is a messenger RNA of Ziziphus jujuba (common jujube), 3322 nucleotides long. RefSeq names its product flowering time control protein FPA. Bases 299 to 3088 code for a protein of 929 amino acids. The record is from RefSeq and is a predicted model, not a curated record. The transcript is spliced from 4 exons. Gene Ontology annotation, molecular function: RNA binding. Lineage: Eukaryota; Viridiplantae; Streptophyta; Magnoliopsida; Rosales; Rhamnaceae.